CUGGGUUAUUGAGAAAAGGCCCAAGAAAAGAAAGAGAACACACCUUACAUGGAAAAAGGGAAGAGGGGUUAUGAUAUUUAUGAUAUUUCCACAGUGAAAGCUUCAGGGUUUUACACAGCAAAGCAAAGAAGAAGAGAAAGAUGGGGGCAGUGAGAAAAGGAUGGUUGGGGCAAAUGGGUUUCAACAAAGGUGGAGGAAACAUCAAUUGGUUCCCGGGGCACAUGGCUGCAGCUACCCGUGCUAUUCGCCAACGCCUCAAACUCUCUGACCUUGUCAUUGAAGUCCGUGAUGCCCGUAUACCAUUGUCUUCGGCGAACGAAGACUUGCAGCCAUUGCUUUCUGGAAAAAGGCGAGUCAUUGCCCUCAAUAAGCAAGAUUUGGCUAACCGCAACCUCAUGCAUGGGUGGAUUAGUUAUUUCAAUUCAUGUAAACAAGAGUGUCUCCCAAUAAAUGCACACAGUAGAAGUUCUGUACAAAAGCUUCUUGAUCUGGUCGAGUUCAAACUGAAGGAGGUUAUGACAAGGGAACCUACUCUCCUUGUCAUGGUGUUGGGUGUUCCGAAUGUUGGAAAAUCAGCACUAAUCAACUCCAUCCAUCAAAUUGCAUUAUCCCGAUUUCCAGUGCAGGAGAAGAGGAAGAAGGCUAGAGUCGGGCCUUUGCCUGGUGUUACUCAAGAUAUUGCUGGAUUCAAGAUUGCACAUCGACCCAGCGUAUAUGUGCUGGACACUCCAGGAGUGUUGGUUCCAAGUAUCCCAGAUAUAGAAACCGGGCUAAAGCUGGCUCUUGCAGGGUCCGUGAAAGAUUCUGUGGUGGGUGAAGAGCGAAUUGCUCAGUACUUAUUAGCAGUGUUAAACACUCGAGGAACUCCUCUUCAUUGGAAGCACUUGGUUGGCAGGGACACUGAGGACCUUCACCUUGAGUUGGACAAGAAACUUGAAUCUAAAAUCAAAGAUCUUCUGAAUAAGAGCAAGAAGCCCAUCAACAAAUCUGAUGUCUACCGUGUUCAGGAUAUGGUUAGUGAAGUCCAACGCACACUUUACAUCACACACUCGGAGUUCAAUGGUAGUUUAGAAGAUGAAAAUGACCUAGAAACUCUAAUAGACCACCAGUUUGAAGCAUUGCAGAAGGCUCUAAAGAUACCUCAUAAGGCUUCAGAGGCUCGGAUAAUGGUAUCAAAGAAAUUCCUUACGUUAUUUAGAACAGGGAAACUAGGUUCUUUCAUCCUGGACGAUGUUCCUGAUGCAUCUGACUCUGUAUCUUGAAUCCUCGUUUUAAAUCUAUCAUCUAUAACUAAAAGCAAAAGUCUGUACCAUAGUGUAUUGUCAAUUUUCUUGAGUACCAAAAUUUUUUUGAGUAAAGUUUAUGGAUCUUGUAGUUGUUGUAGUGACAUUUUCUUGGAAAAUGACAGUUUCAGGUUCAAUUUGUUGAUCAUAAAUUUUGAUGAUAGUUAUUUAAUUAAUGUAAUGUGAAGCCGA
Messenger RNA from Nicotiana attenuata, 1475 nucleotides. RefSeq names its product short integuments 2, mitochondrial-like. The record is from RefSeq and is a predicted model, not a curated record. NCBI's taxonomy places the organism in Eukaryota, Viridiplantae, Streptophyta, Magnoliopsida, Solanales, Solanaceae. The coding region runs from base 141 to 1262 and encodes 373 amino acids. Gene Ontology annotation, molecular function: GTPase activity; GTP binding. Gene Ontology annotation, cellular component: mitochondrion. The transcript has 8 exons.